ACCUUCACCUUGGCGACUUAAAUUCAAUGGAGCUGACUGAUAUUUACUCCUCGGAGCUGGUAGAGCUACCAUUUCAUUAUGUUCAGAACAUCGCAGAACUUUUUGAAAUUAAAACAAAAAAGAACUCCAUUGUGCGUGGCAAACGUAGACGUUUUCGGAGACAAAUGACAACUCCAAGAAAUAAAGAUGAGGAAAAAAAUACUGACAAGCCAGUGAGGAAAAGACCCAACUAUUUUGUGUCCAUCCCCAUAAAGGAUAAGCAGAUUUUAGAAAAAAUUGGAGACAUUCAAAAGAUGAUGAUAUCAAAGGAAAAAGUGCUAAAAAAGGCAUUAAUUUCGGCAGAGAAGCUACAUCUAACCAUCUUAGUGGCAAAUCUGAAGAAUGAAGAUGAUGUCAAAAGGGCAUCAUGUGCUCUUCUGCAGUGCAGAGGUCAAGUUGAAGAAAUCCUGAAGGGUCGUUUGCCACAAAUGACAUUUCAUGGAAUUGGCCAUUUUCACAGUAAAGUGCUAUAUGUCAAAAUGACAGACACAGAACAGCCAACACUCCACGAAGUGUCAGAGGCAGUAAAGAGGAGUUUUGAAAAUCUGGACAUUGAUAUCUCUGGCAGCAAAGAAUUUAAGCCUCAUCUGACUAUAUUGAAGCUCUCUAAAGUCCCAGCACUGAAGAAAAGGAGAUUAAAGGCUGCACUCUACAAAGAAUAUGAAGAAGUGGCUUUUGGUACAGAGUUAUUCAAUCGCAUUGAUCUCUGCUCUAUGCACAAAAAGGAGGCUUCGGGAGCAUAUGUGUGUAAUGGCUCUCUACUUCUAGAUUUCAGCAGUAACACCAGUGUUGAUGCAACUUCGGACUCUGUGCAAACCUCUACUCUACAUGCCAGCACUGCUGAGGUGACUGACACUACCAAUCAACUGGAUCUUAAUGGUAAGGAACUUCUGGACACAUCUGAUGAGGACCUGAAAGUUGUGAACAGUUUCUCACCUUAUUGCACCACAGCUGAAAAUGAAGACUCUCCUGAAAAGGCAAAAGCUGUUGGUAGCAGAGUGCAUGAUGUAAAAAAUAAAAACACAGAUUCAGAAGGUGUUGUAAGUGAAACAGAUGAUGCAGAAAAUAAAAGCUUAUGCUGUGCCUCAAAUGGGUCAUCUUCCAAAGUGGAAAUUGAAAGGAAGAUGGACAAUGAAGACAUUAUAAACCCUGACUCCUUCUCUGUCUCAAAUGAGUUUCUUGCCAAAGUGGAAGCUAUGGAUAGCAAGGUAGAUGAUGCAGAAAAUAAAAACUGGGACUCCUUAUGCUCCAUCUCCUUUGACUCGCUUGCCAGAACAGAAGUUAAUGAAAGAAAGGUGGUAAACGCAGAAGAUACAAAUUUGGAUUCUCUGUGUUCUGUCUCAGAUUUAUCACUCUCCAAAGGGGAAACUGGUGAGAAGAUACAUGAGGCACAAGAACUGGGCUCCUUAUGUUUGGUUUCUUGUGAGUUGCAUUCCAACGUGGAAGUCGAUGUUAGUAAGGUAGACAAUGCAGAAGGUGUAAAAUGUGACUCCUGCUCUGUCUCAGAUAAGUCACUUGCCAAAGAGGACGUUAUUGAAAGCAGGAUAGACAAAGAAAAUGAAAACCUGGACCAUUCUUGCUCUGUCUUACACCAGUCACCUUCAAAAGCAGAAACUGAUGACAAGAAGAUCGACAAUGCAGUAAAACUGGAAUCCUUAUGCUCUGUGUCAUGUGAUUCCCAUUCCAAGUUGGAACUUGAUGGUAGGAAUGUGAAUGAAGCAAAACAUAAAAAUUUGGAGUAUAAAGAGUCAAUCUUACAUGGGUCACUUGCCAAAGUGGAACUACAUGAUAAGAAUGUGGAUGAUGCAGGAAAUUUGUAAAUGCUAUCUGCAGUGGUUCUUAAAUUAGUCAUUUAAAAGCAUUGGCAGUGGGCAGCUUAGAUGAUACACACAAAAAUCCUGGAUUGCUUUAAUGGUUUACCUUAAAUGGACCACUUGCCAAAUCAGAAGCGAAUAUUUAGAAAGAAAGAUGUUGCAAAAUAUUAACAUUGCAAUUUAUGUAAAAAUUGAGCUUUGUUAAACAAGCCAGAAAACUGAAAGCAUUUUCAGAAAUGUGAACAGUUUGUUUAAUUUGGGGAUUUUACAAAACCCUUAUGUUUACUGAAAUAAUUCAACAAGCUGUCUUGGCUCAGCUAAAAAAAAAGCAACUAUUUAAAGGAACAUAAAAUGUUAGUUAACAUAUCUGCAGUUUGACUAGAUGUCUUGUACAAGGCAUGCCACAAACAUUUUUUGUAUUUUGUUUAAUGCUAUGGUGAAAUUACAACUAAUGUUGGUUAAUUCACAUAAAGCUGAUUUAGUUUUAAAGGAAUAAAUUGGAGUGUAGAGCAGCAGUUUUCAGAGUGUGAGAUUACUGCACUAUCUGAUCAACUUGACGAUUGAGUUUAUCUAAGAAUACUUUGUUUUUUCUCUUUUGAUUUCAUUGAACUAAAAAAUAUCUUUAUGACAUGUCAGUCUUUGAAAAUAGAAGCUGGAACUGGAGAAACUUCAAAAUAUAUUUAAUUUGAACAAGAACUGCAUUCACUUGAGUGUCUUGAAUUAAAGCACUGUAUUUCAUUUUUUGUGUGAUGUACUAUAUUUUCAUCCUUAUUUUGCAAACAAGCAUGGCAUCAAAUGAAAGGCUUGGAGGAAUAUUGCAUAACUCCAUUGGCUCUAGAGGGUGCAAUGUGAUGUAUGGCAUUUCCUGCAGAUGGCAGUAAAAGGACAGCUUUUUAUGUAACUGUAGCAAGAUUGCUAUUUAG
This is a messenger RNA of Polypterus senegalus (gray bichir), 2776 nucleotides long. RefSeq lists its product as uncharacterized. The transcript is spliced from 7 exons. NCBI's taxonomy places the organism in Eukaryota, Metazoa, Chordata, Cladistia, Polypteriformes, Polypteridae. Gene Ontology annotation, molecular function: protein kinase A regulatory subunit binding. The record is from RefSeq and is a predicted model, not a curated record. Gene Ontology annotation, cellular component: cytosol. Bases 27 to 1859 code for a protein of 610 amino acids.